AUGUGUACAUCAUUAUCACUGAUAUUUGUUGUCGCAGCUUUUAAAUUUGGAAGAGUCCCCGUUAUUUUAGAUUUAUCGAAAUGUAAAAUCUGUUCUGAUGUUAAAAAUGCAUACGGCAACUCUCAACCAGAAGACCUUAUACUAUUAGGUGUUUUCGGAGAUAUCAGCAGAGUUUUUACAUUUGUUAAAUCAUUACGAGCUGUUGGCAGCCUCGCACACGUUGUAAUUAUAUCGAAUACUACAUUUAAUGAACAUGUACGGAAAUCUCUUGGUUAUUGUGGAGUUGAAUUUUUCACAAUGAAAUCACCGCCAAAUACAUCACGACACUAUCCGCAUUCACUCCGAUACAUUGGUUACAUGCAAUACUUGAAGUCCACAUCAAGAACUUUUAAUAGAAUAUUCCAUUCUGAUGCAUUUGAUGUAUUUUUCCAAUCAGAUCCGUUUUCGGAACAAAUUUCACCUGACUACUUAUAUUUCGUUAUGGAAGACGUCAAGAUUCGUGAUUCAUCUUGGAACGUUGGUUGGAUGAAAAGAGCAUAUAAUCAGUCCAUUGCCGAAGCCUACGGAUCAGAUAUAGUUUCUUGUUCAGGAACUAUUAUAGGAGGAGCCCAGCAGUUUAAGAUUUACUUGAAAACCUUACUUGAUCAUAAACCAUUUUGGAUGAACGGAAGGCACUCUUUAGACCAAGCAUACCACAAUUAUUUGUUGCAUAGUGGAGAAUUUGAAAGGAAUGGAAUAAAGCGAAAAGAAUUCGGCUGUAAUUCUCCUUUUUUAACUCUUCAUUACUGCUCAAGAUGGGGAAAGUAUGUUGAAAAGAGUGAUGGUAUCUAUUGCCCUGAUGGUUUAACAAAGCCUGCUGUUAUUCAUCAAUAUAAUAUUAACCAAGAAGCUGGAGAGUACAUUUCUAAUCAUUGUAAUUGA
This is a messenger RNA of Trichomonas vaginalis G3, 921 nucleotides long. RefSeq lists its product as uncharacterized. Bases 1 to 921 code for a protein of 306 amino acids. The record is from RefSeq and is a predicted model, not a curated record. The transcript has a single exon. NCBI's taxonomy places the organism in Eukaryota, Parabasalia, Trichomonadida, Trichomonadidae.